This is a messenger RNA of Plasmodium coatneyi, 2661 nucleotides long. RefSeq lists its product as uncharacterized. The coding region runs from base 1 to 2661 and encodes 886 amino acids. NCBI's taxonomy places the organism in Eukaryota, Apicomplexa, Aconoidasida, Haemosporida, Plasmodiidae. The transcript has 3 exons. The record is from RefSeq and is a predicted model, not a curated record.
AUGUUGAGUGGGGAGUGCUCACCCGAUGUUGGAAACUGGGAGAGGAGAAGCGACGAGGACAGGUCUGGCGAGCCCUGCCACAAGAGCAACACGAUGAAGAAGGAGUUCAACAGCAGGAUGGAUGCCCUGAUUGAGUUCACGGAUAGCUCUCGUAAUAGGAUCUCUCUGAUGGAAUCCCAAAACAAGACAAAGAAGAGAGAACUAGAGGACGAGUACCUGUUCUUAAAAAAAAUAGGAGAUGUGUGCAAACUCAGUUGCGACUAUUACUUGGAGACAAAUGUCAGUUUUCACGAAGCCUGCGAGAAUUUUAAAAUUCUGUUCAGGGCGUUUGAGGAGUCUCUUGUUAACGUAAAGAGGAAAGGAGAUGAGGCAGACGUGGUUGCAGAGAAGCUGAGCAAAGUAGAGGACAAGGUCAACCUUCAAAUGAGAGAGAGCGAAGAGGCGUGCGAAACAUCGAAGAAGGAACUAGUCCUGCUCCAAACAGAUGUCCACUACAUGAGGAACGAAUCUGCUAAUAUUGUGAAUAGAAUAAAAGAAGUGGACUACCAAAUAAAUCAGCACAAGGAGGCCUUCGAGUCGUUUCAUAUAUUGACCCACCUGAACACAGAGCGUAUUGCGGUUCUACAGAAUGACUUCACGAAGAUGGAGGAGGAGCGGGAGGAGGUGUUGAGGGGCAUCGAGGAGGCCGGGACUGCCGCGGUUGCUGCGGGGGACGGUCUGGUUGUGCAGAGGGGGCAGCUGGAGGAGGAGAGGGAAGCCCUGCUCGGGAAGGAACGCGAACUGACCCACAAGAAGGAGAAGCUAGCCAUACGGAGGAGCGAAGCCAAGUCGGACAACGACCGGCUCAAGUCGCAGAUGCAGUUCAUGCAAAACCAGCUGUCAUCACAGGAGAAUUUUCUGAGCGUCAUUAAGUAUGGCCUGGAUGGAAGUAUCCGCACGAGGGAAGAACUCAGUUCCGUUUUGGGAGGAAUAAACAGGGAGAUAGAUGAUGUCAACGACCUGAUGGAGGUUUCCAGGAGAGAAGAGGUGGAGGAGAGGAAGAAGUGCCACGAAAUGGAAGACAAAGUUAAGCAGCUAGGUACAAAGCUGGAAGGAUGUGAAAUGCAGUUAGAGGUACUUGUGCAGGAGGAAAAGACGAUGCGAGGGAAGGUCGAACGAGAACGAAGCAACGCCAACCAGAACCUGCUAAACCAGUUGGUUAAGGAGAAGAAGUUGAUAGAUGGUGAGAUUGGGAGCUACCAGGAGGAGGCGCGCAAGUUGGUUCUACGGGAGGGGGGCAAGCUGGAGGGGUCAUUAGGUGGUCUUUUAGAUGGUUUCCUGUCUAGUGUUCCCCUUCCAGAGAACGAGUUGAAUACGGAAAACCCUACAAGGUCAGUCCAGCGGGAGAAUCCCCUUGACGCACACUCCCCCGCGAGUGAAACAUUCCUGAAGGGGUUGCAGGAAGCCAUAGACGGUCUCAAGGAAAAAAUCAACGAAGAGCAAAACACAGUUUGGAGAAAGGAAAGAGAAGUGGAAAGAAUAAAUGCCCUCACUAGUGAGGUGCGCCGUAAAGUACAUGUUGAAGAGGAUAAAGGGACCAAGUUAGACACCUUGUUGGAGGAAAAAAAGGAUCAGCUCACAAAACUUAGGGAAAAGCAAAAAGCAGUGGAGAAGAAACUCUCUCUCAUGCACGACGUGAUGAAAAAGGAGAAACACAAUUAUGAGGAGAAAAAAAAGGAAGCGAAAAAAAUGGAAGAGAAAAUUCAACAUGAUAAGGAAGUAGAGAAAGAGGAACUAUCCCUACUUGAGAAGGAGUACAAUGACAAGAAGGAAAAACUGUUGUACUCAUCUGGGGAUGGACUUAUGAAGGUGAGUUCUUUGGAUAAGAGAAAACUGAAGGACGAUGUGGAUGCGUAUUUAGCAAAGACGAAAGGAGAGUUCGAUUUAAAGAAGAAACAGUUCGAAAAGGCCGAGAGGGAGAAAUACGAAGAGAUAAGCAAUCAGUUGGACGGAGAGCUUAAGCGGAAGGAAGACUUAAUUGCUUACUAUGAGGAGUUGAUUAGCAGGAAAGAGAAAAUGGGUGUGACGUCUGGAAGUAGCGGUGCUGCUUCGCAUGAGCGGUUGGUUGGCAUGGGCAACACGAAGCGGGUGGACAGCCGAUCCCACCGGUCCGGUCCCUCCUCGGAGAGAAGGAGGUCCUCCCAACGGGGCGGAACCGUUAACAGAAGUACCAGCGGUGUUAGCAGGAGUUCCAACAGUAUUAGCAGCAGUAUUGACACCGCUGUUAACAACAGUGUUAAUGGUGACGCCAUCGGUACGAAUGCCCGCAAGCCGCUGAACCCGCCCGACACGUACAAGUUCAGCUACUUCGAUGUGACCUCCCCUGGGGAAAUGAGGAAAAACAUGAAUAUCCCAAACAGGUCCGUGAAGUCACCGCACAUUGCAAGGCUGCUAGAGAAAAUAAAACUCAGGAAGGAAUGUCAGACGCUUGUUGGUACUAAAAAGGUGCCCUUGAACCAGGUGAGCAGCAGCGAUGGCAGACGGAGCAGGACCAUCGGGGGGACCUCUUCCAACAGGGCCAGCACGGGGAAAAGUAGCAAGGGUGCAAGUCGGAACAAGCCCUUCCCCAACGCGAAGGCACCCAAGAGCAAUGACUCCUUCGACCUGUUCCACCAUCUGUAA